UUAUCAAACAAGUUUUUCUAAGAGACGUGUAUAAUUAUUACAUAAUUAAUUCAAGAACAUGUGAAAAAUUUUUCAAGAAUCAAUUUAGUAUGUCUUUGGCUUCACGUUAUUCGGACCGUUGUAGAAAAGCGAGCUAUUAGUGAUAUUUGGAUGAACAUGACGUGAUGACGAUUACUAAAGAUAAGAUUUUCGUAUAAUUUUACCAUCUGGUUUAUAAAAUUGGCUCAGUGCGUCACGAGCCACAAUAAUGUUAAAAUGCCGCGAAAACUUUUCAUUACCGUAAUAAUUGUACUAAAUUCCAUUCUUCAACAGCCCGUUGAUGGCGGUUUCACGGAAGGUGCAGCUUGCAGCAACCGCAACACCGCAUAUCUCAACCCCUCAAAAGCUCUUUUUCCGUCAGAUCCCGUAAAAUGUGUUGACAUAACCGGAAUGGGAAAAUCUUUAAUUUUCUACAAACAAUGGCCGAUUGGACAAGCGGACACCCUGUACGCCGACCACAUGCAUCUGACGAGCUUUAACAGAACAAUAUUUACUUUUAUGCCGAAUUUGGAGAUGGUGGAUUUAACCGGAAAUAAAAUCAAAAGGUUGCCCAUAGCCAUGAGCAGCGUCAUUCCGAAACUGACAACGCUCCUCCUAGCGAAAAACAGGAUCCAGAUACCGAAGAAGAAGCCUCUGAUGCGAUGCUUUACGAUUAAAACCCUCAUGUUGAGCCACAAUAAAAUUAGAGCGCUUCAAACGAUGACGUUCGCCAAGACGCCAUCGCUGAGAGUUCUGUAUUUGGACAGCAAUUAUCUUAAAUAUAUAACUCCGAAGAUGUUUAGCCAUUUGACAAACCUCAAGUAUUUGCAUUUGGGGAAUAAUUUGUUGAAGCGCGUACCUUCGAAGGCUUACAUGCCGAAGUCCCUAAGCAUUUAUAUUGUUAAAGGGAACAAACUAGAACGCAAGAGGAAUGCGGCGCGACCGAAACGAAAUACUGCAGUUUCCUUAAAGAUUUCUUAAUUUUAAGUCGUGUGAUUAAAUUGUUAUUGUAGUUGUUAUUCAUACGGCUUUGUAUUUGUACUUAGUUUCUAUUAGUUAAUAUUUGUAUCAUUUUUCGUGAUAUUUCAUGAUAAAAUUAAUAUUUCAACGAUUGAAAGUGAUUGUUUGUAUUUUCUAUCAACACUUCAUAAACAUUAAACAUAA
Messenger RNA from Zophobas morio, 1182 nucleotides. Its product is annotated as leucine-rich repeat-containing protein 70-like. NCBI's taxonomy places the organism in Eukaryota, Metazoa, Arthropoda, Insecta, Coleoptera, Tenebrionidae. The coding region runs from base 256 to 999 and encodes 247 amino acids. The transcript is spliced from 2 exons. The record is from RefSeq and is a predicted model, not a curated record. Gene Ontology annotation, molecular function: protein binding.